AAUUAGUUUCGUUUAAAGUUUUACUCGUUUUGCUCGAUUUUUUUCUAAAUUUAGGGAAAAAUGUAUGGUCAACAACAGCAACAACCAGGCUAUGGACAGCCACCGCAACCAGGGUUUUAUCCACACAAUCAAGGGCAAGCAGGUUAUCCUCCUCCUCCUCAAUCCAAUUAUCCCAAUCCAAAUUAUCCAAACUAUCCACCGCCAACAGCCCAGCCCAUGUUCCAGGACACCAACAACAACUUUUCGACGGAUUUUGAGGCGCAAGCUGACAAUCGCUUCGAUUUCGAUGACCAAACUGUGCGAAAAGCCUUCAUUCGGAAAGUCUACAUGAUUUUGAUGGUCCAACUCCUCAUCACAUUCGGCGUCAUCGCACUUUUUGUCUUCCACGAACCGACCAAAAAAUGGACUUAUGAGCAUCCGGAGCUCUUUUGGAUUGCUUUUGCCGUGAUGAUUGUCACUCUCAUCUCGAUGGCUUGUUGCACAAAUGUCCGCCGAAAGACCCCGAUGAACUUUAUUUUCUUAUUUUUAUUCACACUGGCGGAAGCAUUUUUACUGGGAGUGGUUUCCUCCGUGUAUGACGUGCAAGAAGUCUUGAUGGCUGUAGGCUUAACGGCAGGCGUUUGUCUCGCAUUGACUCUCUUUGCGUUCCAAACAAAAUGGGAUUUCACAGUUAUCGGAGGAUCGUUAUGCGCCGCAACUUUCUGCCUCCUGUUUUUGGGCAUUUUUGCGAUAAUUUUCCCGGGCAAAAUUCUUUCUUUGGUAUAUGCGUCACUCGGAGUUGUACUGUUUUCGGUGUACUUGGUUUACGACACACAAUUGAUGAUGGGAGGCAAGCACAAGUACUCGAUCAGUCCAGAAGAGUACAUUUUUGCAGCGUUGAACCUUUAUUUGGACAUCGUGAACAUUUUCAUGUACAUUUUGACGAUUAUUGGAGCGUCUCGUUCUUAAAAUUUUUAAAUUUUCUACUAAUUUAACCAAAAUUAAACAAUU
Culicoides brevitarsis is the source of this 990-nucleotide messenger RNA. Its product is annotated as protein lifeguard 2-like. NCBI's taxonomy places the organism in Eukaryota, Metazoa, Arthropoda, Insecta, Diptera, Ceratopogonidae. The record is from RefSeq and is a predicted model, not a curated record. The transcript has 5 exons. The coding region runs from base 61 to 948 and encodes 295 amino acids.